AUGGAUGAAACGGCAGAAAAAGAGAAUAAUUCAACUAACAGUACUAGGGUUGAAAAUGAUUAUAAGAUUGAUGAUGAAUGCGAUGAGGUUGAUGUAAUACCAAUCACUACGACCACUACGAAAAAUGCUUUGAUAACGACUAUACUCGGCCCAUGCGAAAUAUAUCCCCAUAGAGUUAAAGUAUCCAUCGUUGGGGUUGGAAAGGUUGGAAUGGCAUGUGCAAUGGCUAUUCUCAUGAGGAAAAUGGCGAGUGAGGUUUGUCUGUUCGAUAAAGAUGGAAACAAAGCUAGUGCCGAGGCCGAGGACAUUCAACACGCUGGGAUCUUUCUGGGAAAUCCUUUGGUAACUGGUACUUCAGACGUAAGCAUGCUGCAAAAAUCAGCCGUGGUUAUUAUAACCACUCCAGAAAAACAUUUGGAUGAAGAACCAAAUGUUAAAGAUAAUAUGGAGAUUUUUAGAAAGAUCAUACCACCAAUAGCAAAGUUCGUUUGCAACGCAGUUUUAGUGAUAGUUACAGAGCCAGUCGAUGUAAUGUCUUACAUUGCUUAUAAAUUCUCUAAAUUUCCUCCAAAUCGUGUACUUGGCGUUGGCACACUUGUAGACAGUGUAAGAUUUAAAGAGUUAAUGAGCCAAAGAAUUGGAAUAGCACGAUCGUCUAUUAACUGCAUGACUAUUGGUGCACAAGGACGCACAUCUGUUCCAAUAUGGUCGAGCAUCGAUGUAGCAGGUCUGAAAUUAAGAGAUAUAAAUCCUCGAAUGGGUGAAAUGGAUGAUCCAGAAAAAUGGUAUGAAGUUACAGAAGCAAUUCACGAAAGCGAUGAAGUAUUAAACAUAAAGAAAGGUCCACAGGGCCCAAAUUGUUGGGCUGUUGGUAUCUGCAUAGCGGAGAUCGUUGAUGCUGUUAUCAGAAACACUAAAGUCGUCUUACCAGUUUCCACUCAUAUACGUAAUUGCAAUCAUGGUGUAGAAAGGGAUGUUUACAUGUCAGUUCCCUGUGUGAUCGGCCGAGAAGGUGUUCAUUGCACUGUAAGACAAAAAUUAACCGAUCAAGAAAAAUUAGAAGUACAAGCGUGCGCUGAUAGUAUUAGAAGCAUAUUACGUGAAUGCGGUAUUCUACAAGAAAUGUGUGAAGAAGCUGAGAAAUAGAAUAGAAAUAUAAACGAGUAAAAAUUUUGUCGAAACAUGAAUCACUCACGGAAACGUUUCCAACUCGCAUACGAUCGGUCAACGAUACGAAUGUUAGAAAGAAGAAAGAAGAAAAAAGAAAUAGAGAGAGAGAGAGAGAAAAAAAAAGAAAAAAAGAAAAAUAUAAAAUGCGUUAUAACGUUGGUAACCGGUUCCCUACGUGUUCGUGUAUUUGAUUGGGUAGAAUAAAUGAUAGUAGUCAGAAUCGACUUCCUUGAAAACUGAACUACCGUACGAGUAAAAUUAUACUAGGGAAGUCUCACACUUAUAAACCAGAGUUUCUGCUUUAUAUUUACGAGAUAUGAAGAAUUCAGAUCAGAAUUGUUGUUAGUGAACCAGUGAAGCGAAACGAGAAAUACGAAAGAAUGCUAUAAACUA
Molecule: messenger RNA, 1563 nt
Organism: Vespula pensylvanica (western yellowjacket)
Lineage: Eukaryota; Metazoa; Arthropoda; Insecta; Hymenoptera; Vespidae
Product: L-lactate dehydrogenase-like
Exons: 7
Coding region: 1-1146 (381 amino acids)
Biological process (GO): carboxylic acid metabolic process
Molecular function (GO): oxidoreductase activity, acting on the CH-OH group of donors, NAD or NADP as acceptor
Source: RefSeq, a predicted model, not a curated record